Molecule: messenger RNA, 2328 nt
Organism: Dryobates pubescens (Downy woodpecker)
Lineage: Eukaryota; Metazoa; Chordata; Aves; Piciformes; Picidae
Gene: SLC35C1
Product: solute carrier family 35 member C1
Exons: 2
Coding region: 211-1314 (367 amino acids)
Biological process (GO): GDP-fucose import into Golgi lumen; protein O-linked glycosylation via fucose
Cellular component (GO): Golgi apparatus
Molecular function (GO): antiporter activity
Source: RefSeq, a predicted model, not a curated record
CAGGGAGGCGCCGAGCGGCGCCCGCGGGGCGUGAAUAAAGGGCGGCGGGCGGGGCCGCGGCGCUCCGGGAAGCGCGGGGCCGGAGGCGGCGGCGGGUGAGCGAGCGAGCGGGGCCGGCGGCUGGUGAGCGGGGCUGGCAGCGGGAGGAGGGAGGCCGGAGCGGGCCGAACGGGGGCCGAUGGCCGUCAGCUGACGGCCCCGCCGCCUGCCAUGACCAGGGCGCAGCUGACGCGGACGGGGAUCCUGCGGAUGGCGCUGGGCGGCGGAUCCGGCGACCCGCUGCUGCCGGCGGAGGGCGGCGGGGACCAGCAGGCGCCCUUCCUGCUGCGGGCCCUGCGCAUCGCCCUGGUGGUCUGUCUCUACUGGUUCAUCUCCAUCGCCAUGGUUUUCCUCAACAAGUACCUCCUGGACAGCCCUUCGUUGCGCCUCGAUGCCCCUCUUUUUGUCACCUUCUUCCAGUGUGCCCUGACAGCCGCCCUCUGCCUGGGCCUCAGCCUGGGGGCGGCCUGCGGGUCCCCCUGUCCCAGCCUGCCCGCCCUGCGCCUCGACCUCAAGGUGUCCCGCAGCGUCCUGCCCCUCUCCGUUGUCUUCAUCGGGAUGGUCACCUCCAACAACCUCUGCCUCAAGCAUGUUGGCGUGGCCUUCUACAAUGUGGGGCGCUCCCUCACCACCGUCUUCAACGUGCUGCUCUCCUACGUACUCCUCAAGCAGACCACCUCCCUCUAUGCCCUCCUGGCCUGUGGAGUCAUCAUAGGUGGCUUCUGGCUGGGUGUUGACCAGGAAGGAGCGGAGGGCACUCUGUCAUGGACAGGUAUAUUCUUCGGGAUCUUGGCGAGCCUGUGUGUCUCGCUCAAUGCCAUCUACACCAAGAAGGUGCUGCCUGUGGUGGAUGGUAGCAUCUGGCGCCUCACUUUCUACAACAACGUCAACGCUUGUGUCCUGUUCUUUCCACUGAUGCUGCUGCUGGGCGAGUUCCACACCCUCUACCACUUUGACAAGCUGGGCAACCUCGGGUUUUGGGGUAUGAUGACCUUGGGGGGGGUGUUUGGCUUUGCCAUUGGGUACGUGACUGGACUUCAGAUAAAGUUCACUAGCCCGCUCACUCACAACGUUUCAGGGACAGCCAAGGCCUGUGCCCAAACAGUGCUGGCUGUUAUCUACUUUGAGGAGGCAAAGAGCUUCUUGUGGUGGACGAGUAACUUGAUGGUUCUGGGAGGCUCCUUUGCCUACACGUGGGUGAAAGGGCUGGAGAUGAGAAAGGUGCAAGAGGAUCCUAACAUCAAAAGCGGCGAAAGAAAUGAAACUGGUGUGUAGGCGGCUCCUGCACCUCUCUUUCUGUGCCCAGGGGAUUAACCUUUGGUGGUCCUUUCCUCCUGGUGAGAAGAGCAAGGAGCAGGAAAAUGAUUCACCUGCAAAGUGUAUGGGGAACUGUGUCAGGAACCAGAGCCAGAGACCCGGCUGGGUCAUGUUUUACCCGUGGGAUCCCGCGCUGUAUUGGAGCUGGGGAGCACAUGUGCUGUAGAGGGCAUUUGGGGGUUUUUGUGAACAUUUUUUUAAAUGGAUGUCACUGUUGACUUAAUCUGGGCAGUGUGCAUCUCUUGAGGGUGUGUGCUCGCAGGGAACAAAGGCUGGGAGGGGAGGUUUGUGUAGUUAGGGAUCUAGGGUUAACUGAAUGAAUGUGGUCUGAAGUCACAAAACGCUGAACCCUCCCCACCUAGGGAAGAGGCAGGUAGCCAGGCUGUCAAGGACAGGCUCCAGGAAACUGCUCUGCUGUAAAAGGGCUGGCAACAGCUGUUCUUCCUGCUACCCUGUUGGGGGGCAAAGAAAGGGCAAGUCCUUCCCUUCAGGUUCUGUACAAGUCUAAGCAGCAGCAGUGCCUCCAAAUCUUCUUUCCAGUGAGUCAGAUUGAUCCUGCUGAGGUUUCUCCUGUAUUUUUCUCCACCUGAUUUCUUAGUUCAGGAAAUCAUCCUAAGAAUCAAAGGUGAAACAUCUCAUUCCCUCUGCACUGUGUGCCAUGAAAGAGAGCUUGCUCUCAAAGGACCUUUAUUGAGGGGGAGUGAGCUUUGACACUGCCUCUGUCAGUGACAGGUAGGAGGGGAAAAGUUACUCUGAAGCACUUCCUUCUGAAGGGUGGAAAUCCCAGUUCAUGAGGUUUGCAACACUUGUCCUCUUUACCCUGUGUUUAAAAAUGGGUUUGUCACUAAUUAGCCUCAUUUUGGGGCCCUUUUCCCCAUACCUAUGUUCUAUCUGCUUUGGUGUUUGCAGUUUUCCUUCUGGCUUGUUCCUUUACAGACACACACCCAUGGCCAGCUCAGUGAAUCCUUAACG